AUGGAAACCCCCAACACACGGCACAGUGAUUUAAUGGAGUGCGUGAGCAACGCGCCAGAGAGGCGAGGGCUGGGAAUUCGGGGUGCCAGGGCUGGGGGAGCCCGGGGAAACCCCACGUGUCGCUCCCAGCCCAUGGCUUUCGAACCCGGCCCCAGCCCACGGUGGCCUCACGGCCCCAAGGCAGGAGCCAGGUGGCAGCUGCACACGCCCCGAAGAAGGAAAAGCCAGUUUGAUGUGCCUUUGCUGGGCAAUUUGGAAUCGCAGCUUUCUCCCUCUUCCCGGGAGCCGUCUCCCCUCAAGCCCCCGCGCAGGGCUCGGGCUGUUUGCUGGGCAGGGCCAGCGUGGAAAGAGACCUUCGGAGGAAAUGCUUCAGUUUCGGUGUUUUCACCCUGCCUGGGCCCCUGCCUCACCCCGGCGGUCGGGGUCGGUUCCCUUGCAGGCCGGACCUGUUUGCACUGGGCCUGUAAGCGGAACCAGGCUCAGGUGGUCUCCUGCCUGCUGGAUGCCGGUGCAGAUAAGCAGAUCCUCACCACUAAAGGAGAGCUGGCUGCACAGUUAACUUCGAAACCAGACAUCCGCAAGAUUUUGGGAGAGGAAGAAACGGAGUGUCAAGGAGCGAAGGAUUUAAAUCUGCCAAUUGUUGCGAACUACUUGGCCCACCCACCAUUCCCUUACGUUUACGCUGAAGAAAGCAUUCCAGACGGCUUGGCAGAAUCCCAGAAUGAAAGUGCUUCCAUCUCUUCUGCUUCCCGGUGCGAAACGAGUCCUUCUUCAUCAGCAACUCAGGUUGAAAGCCUACGCACACCUACGUCGUGCACCAGCGAGGAUGACUUUCCUGCGCUAGCCGCUCCCCCACAGCUGCCCGCCCCGGCAGCCGCUGUCGCCGCGCCACAAUGCGUCGAGCCUGAGGCAGAGACCGGCCCCGCUUGCCAGCCGCCCUUGCCGCGCAGCAGAGGGCUGUGCUCUCCGGCAGCCUCCCACCGGGCUGUACCUCUGCAAACCGACGGUUCGCCCACUGGUCCCGCACCGACGUUUCAGCCCUUUUUCUUUACGGGAACUUUCCCAUAUAACAUGCAAGAACUCGUGCUUAAGGUGAGAGUCCAGAACCUCAGAGACAACGACUUCAUUGAGAUUGAGCUGGACCGCCAAGAACUGACCUAUCGAGAUCUGCUCCGAGUGAGUUGCUGUGAAUUGGGCGUUAAUCCAGACCAAGUAGAGAAGAUCAGAAAAUUACCUAAUACACUGGUAAGAAAGGACAAGGAUGUUGCCAGACUCCAGGACUUCCAGGAGCUGGAGUUAGUUCUUGUGAAAACUGACAGCUCUCCUUUCAGAAACGCUGCAUCGCCGCUGACUGAGAGACCGUGCUACAACAGUAGAGCAUCAAAGCUGACUUACUGA
This is a messenger RNA of Nipponia nippon (crested ibis), 1398 nucleotides long. NCBI's taxonomy places the organism in Eukaryota, Metazoa, Chordata, Aves, Pelecaniformes, Threskiornithidae. The record is from RefSeq and is a predicted model, not a curated record.